CUCGGAGUGAGCUCUUCCUACGGUGCUGCAAAACAGACAGACGAAUUCGGGAACGGAGUAAUCGUUGAUUGUGGUGCCAGUGGAAGAAGCACUCCCUGAGCUAUGGCCUCGGCUUCCAUACCGUACAACUCCAGUAGCCCCCUGGAGAACAGCUCCAGUCAGAACGCGUCCAGUGAAAGUCUGAAGAUGGAGCCGCUGUCUGACGUGUCCUUGCUUCCGGGGGAGGAGAGGGUUAUCGACAAAGACAUCAUUUACAUCUGCCCUUUUAAUGGCGCUCUGAAAGGCAAAGUCUUCAUCACAAACUACAGACUCUACUUCAAGAGUGAUGGGGACCAUGUGGUGGUGUUGGACGUACCCCUGGGAGCCAUCAGCCGGGUGGAGAAGAUGGGCGGAGCCUCGAGUCGAGGGGAGAACUCGUACGGCCUGGACAUCACCUGCAAGGACAUGAGGAACUUGCGGUUCGCUCUGAAACAGGAGGGUCACAGUCGAAGAGACAUCUUCGAAAUCCUCUUCCGAUACGCUUUUCCUCAGUCCCAUGGCCUGCAACUGUUUGCCUUCCUGAGUCAGGAGAAGUUUGAUGAAAACGGCUGGCACGUUUACAAACCCAUGGAGGAGUUCAGGAGGCAGGGCCUUCCUACUGACAAAUGGCGUAUCUCCUUCCUCAACGAGGACUACAAACUGUGCGACACGUACCCCACCAUCCUGGUGGUGCCCUUCAAGGCCACCGAGGACGACCUUCAGAAAGUGGCCACCUUCCGAUCCCGCUGCCGCAUCCCCGUGUUAUCGUGGAUCCACAAGGAGAACGGGGCGGUGAUCGUGCGCUGCAGCCAGCCCCUGGUGGGCAUGAGCGGGAAGCGCAACAAGGACGACGAGCGCUACUUGGAGAUGAUCCGAGAGGCCAACGGCACCACCAAGCUGACCAUCUUCGACGCCAGGCCGAACGUCAACGCAGUCGCAAACAAGGCGACGGGCGGGGGCUACGAGGGGGACGACGCCUACCAGAACGCGGAGCUGGUCUUCCUGGACAUCCACAACAUCCACGUGAUGCGCGAGUCCCUCAAGAAGCUCAAGGACAUCGUCUACCCCAACGUGGAGGAGGCCCACUGGCUCUCCAGUCUGGAGUCCACGCACUGGCUCGAGCACAUCAAGCUGGUGCUCUCAGGGGCCAUCCAGGUGGCGGACAAGGUGUCUUCGGGCAACUCGGUGGUGGUGCACUGCAGUGACGGCUGGGACCGCACGGCGCAGCUGACCUCGCUGGCCAUGCUGAUGCUGGACAGCCACUACCGCACCCUCAGGGGCUUCCAGGUGCUGCUGGAGAAGGAGUGGAUCAGCUUCGGACACAAGUUCGCAUCGAGACUUGGACACGGAGACAAAAACCAUGCAGACCAGGACAGGUCGCCCAUCUUUCUACAGUUCAUCGACUGUGUGUGGCAGAUGACCAAACAGUUCCCCACGGCGUUUGAGUUUAACGAGCGUCUGCUGAUGGUCAUCCUGGACCACCUCUUCAGCUGCCGCUUCGGCACCUUCCUCUUCAACUGCGAGAGCGUCCGCGACAACAACCAUCUGCGGCUAAAGACGGUGUCUCUCUGGUCCCUGGUGAACAGCGACACGUCGUCCUACAUCAACCCCUUCUACACGGAGGAGUCGAGCCGCGUCCUGUACCCCGUGGCCAGCAUGCGCCACCUAGAGCUCUGGGUCACGUACUACAUCCGCUGGAACCCGCGCAUCCGGCAGCAGCAGCAGAGUCCGGUGGAGCAGCGCUACCGUGAGCUGCUGGCGCUGCGUGACCAGUACCUGAAGAAACUCCAGGAGCUCCAGCUGUCCGACUCCUCCCCUUCCUCCGCCCACCUGUCCAACAGCUCCGCCUCCUCCGCCGCCUCCUCCACCACGCAGCACAUCACACACCUGCACACGCCCUUCUGAUACACACACACAUGCACACACACACACACACACACAUGCAUACACACACUCUCGCUUGCUCACUUAAUCACAGGUCUCACACCUGGGGGGGGUUUCCAAGAGCAUGAUUCAGUCAAACAUCUUCUUGUAGAGUAAGAUACUUCAAGCUCGUGCAUUUCCUGGAUCCAUGUGAUGUCAGGUGAACAGCCCUUUUAGGAGACCUUCAGUUAGUAGACCUUAGGAGACUUGAGGUGGAAAUGGAGUUCUACAUGGCGGUAGCGCACAUCUUAUGCAAGCCAUCACCAAAUGCCACAGACAGAGAAGAAGAAGGGGACAACGCCUCCUUAGGCCGGCCACACACUGACUCCGACAGCACUGCGGCACACUUUUGCUUCCGACAGAAUUUGGACCCCCCAAACCAAAUUUCACACGAACAUUGCAUUGAUAGUCAAUGGACGGCGCCGACAAAAUAGAACUCGUCUCUAAUUGCUAUCCGAUGUCGGCCAAUGUCCACGGACAUCGGCGCCAGUGUGCGGGGUUCUAUUGAAAUCAAUGAAAUCGAACCUUUGCGGAGCAGUGCGCAGCACUUUGUCGGAGCCGGUGUGCGGAAGCCCUUAGGAGACUAAACUCGAGCACACUCCUUUGCGUUCAGAGUGGGCAGAGUGUCGCACUACUUGAAGAUGUUUGAAGAAGUGAUAAACCUGGCUCAGCUAGCCUACGGGAAGUAGUAAAUCUGCUAAUGGACUGAGUGCGUUGCAAUAUGCGACCUUGCCUCCUCCACUUGCGCUUGUCUCCUCGCCCCGCCUCCUGGCCCCUCCUCCGUGGACAAAACGAUAAAGUUUCCCAGCUGUCAGCCUAGCCACAACAACUUUUGAGGGACUGUUUUUCAUUCAC
Molecule: messenger RNA, 2796 nt
Organism: Engraulis encrasicolus (European anchovy)
Lineage: Eukaryota; Metazoa; Chordata; Actinopteri; Clupeiformes; Engraulidae
Gene: mtm1
Product: myotubularin 1
Exons: 15
Coding region: 103-1923 (606 amino acids)
Biological process (GO): phosphatidylinositol dephosphorylation; negative regulation of autophagosome assembly; mitochondrion distribution
Cellular component (GO): cytoplasm; membrane
Molecular function (GO): phosphatidylinositol-3-phosphate phosphatase activity; phosphatidylinositol-3,5-bisphosphate 3-phosphatase activity
Source: RefSeq, a predicted model, not a curated record